UGACUCCCGCCCCCAGUGCCCUCGGCUCCACUUCCUGUCUGCUAUAACUUCACUGUUCAUCAUAACCAACACAGCAGGGUAGUGUUCACACAGCGGCUGAUGAACACAAAGCUGCCUGGGACUGAUCAUGACACAGCAGGAGCAGCAGGAGUUCACAGAGAGCCUGGAGGCGGCCCUCUCCUGGAUGCGGGCCAUCCAGGAGAGGCUGAAGGCCAAUGACAAUACCCAGGGGCCCCGUGAUGCCCUGGAGAGCCGACUCAGGGAAACAGAGAAAAUCCAUCAGUCGGAGCAUGAGGGUCGUGUGAAAAUGGACAUGGCGCUGGUGGCAGCUGAGAACCUUUUGCAGAGCGGAGACGAAGAGCUGAGGAACCAGACCCACGCUAAGCUCAAAGAUCUGAAGAGCCUGUGGGAGGAGACCUGCACUUAUAUCAUCCACUGUCACAGUCGCAUAGAGUGGGUGUGGCUCCAUUGGGGUGAGUACCUGAAGGCCUAUGAGGAGUUUGAGCUGUGGCUGACAAGGCAGCAGCGCAGUCUGGAUGUUGGGGUGGAGCUGCAGCUGGGGGUGAAGGAGAAGCUUUGGCAGGUGGACCAGCAGAGGGUAGUGGUGAGCGACAUCCACGGCCAGGCGGCAUUGCUGGAGAGGCUGCUGGACGAGGCUGCCGCACUGUACAACAGAACCCAGGACCCCAGUGUGGAGCCCCAGGCUCAGGAGAGGCUGCAGGAGGCCUACAACGAUGUCCGUGACAGAGCUGAGGAGCGCCUGUCGCUGCUUCAGAAGAUCGCUGAGGAGCACCAGACGUACCAAGGAUGCGUUCAAAAGUUCCAGUCCUGGCUGCUGUCAAAAACCAAGGAGCUGACUGAUCUGAUGGAGAGGGAGGAUACAGCCGAGAACAAGCUCAAAGCCUUACAAGCUCUGGACGAUAGCGUGGCUGGCGAGGAGAAGACCCUGCAGCAUAUCGAGGGAGCAGCAGAGGCGGUGAGGGCCAACACUUCUCCUGCUGGGGCAGAGGUGGUGGUGGAAGAGGCUGAGGAGCUGAGGCUCGGCUGGCAGAGGCUGAGGCAGGGCCUGUGUGAGGCUGAUGAGGGUCUGCGCUCCAGCCUGGACUCCCACAGUCAGUACAUGGCCAGAUGCCAGCGGCUGGGAGAAGACAUCAGCCAUCUCAGGAUGCUGCUUCAGGGGCUGGACAACGAACUGGAGGAAGGACGCGGGGCUAAGGAGCGCACUGACCGGACCGAGGAGCAGAUGGUGGGCCAGUGGAGGAAAUACACAGGUGUGAGGAAUACUCUGGCAGGGGAGGAGUCCCAAGUGGAACUGCUCAAGGCUCAGCUCAAGGAGCUCUUCAGGUUCUCAGAGGACUCGCGCCACCUUUCUGAUGAUGUCCUGGCUGUUGUCAAAGAACAUCAGAGUGUGAAAUGCAGAGCGACGAGGCUGUGUUCAGAGUCAGAGUCAGGCCUGAGAAACAUCCUCCAGGACCCGCUGCUGGUCUAUGCACAGUGGAGCCACAUGGUGUCUCAGGUUCUAGAGGCCUCUGCUGAGGUUACUGACUUCUCCCACAUUGCCAUGUUGGUCCAGAACAUAGAGCGUCUGCUGAAGGACAGCGUUCAGCUGCAGGAGCGUCUCAGUCUACUGCAAGUGAAGGGGGACCUGCUGGAAUCUGUGUUUGGUCCCGACAGGUCUGACGGCCUGCAGAGCGAGCUGAGUUCUGCCAUCCGGAACAGAGAGCUGCUGCACACUCAACUGCUGCAGAGGAAGAGCAGGCUCCAGGGCUUAAUCUCAAGAACCAAGGACUUCGGUGACGCCUAUGAGUUGAUUCGCUCCAAGCUGGCCGGUCUCCGGGACCAACUGGUGGCAGCUGACGGCCUGCAGCCUGACAUCCUGGCUAAGAAAAGCCAGUCAGACCAGUUCAGGGUGAUCCAGAAAGACCUGGAAGACUGUGAAGCCCAUAUCACAGCGCUGGAGACUCUGGUCUCAUCCAGUCAGAGCAACAGGACUCAGUUUGAGAGGCUCUAUGCUGAUUGGAAACAUCUGUACAAGGCAGCUAGGGUGAAGGUGCAAGAGAGUGAGGAUAGCAUCGCAGACCACGAGAGCUUCCAUGACAGUCUGCUCAACAUUGAGAAGUGGCUGAUGAUCAUGAAGCAGAAGCUGGAGUCCUUCCACGGCCCCUCAGGAGAGUGGAGCAUAGAGGGCCGCCAGCAAGAAGCUGAGAGAGCACUGGGAGAGUUUCCAGAAAAGGAGCUCCAGCUGCAGCAGAUGGAGGUCCAGGGUCAGGGGGUUUUGGAGAGGACUUCAGAGGAGGGACAGGUCCACAUUCUACGAGACAUUAAGCGCCUACGAGAGUCAUGGUUGGCUCUGUACAAUAUGAGUCUCAACCUGCACAGGCUGCUGAACAGCUCCACAGAGCAGACUGAGUCUGACUUAUGGAGAGUUGAAGGCCCGUCUGCAGACAACACAUCUGGGCCACGAAGAGGAGGAAGCCUGGAGGCAGAGGCAGGAGAGGGGGUGAUGAUGGGGCAGGGUGGGUGGAUCCAAGGCCAUGGUGAAGGUCACCCCAUUCUGUCUGGACAGGAUAAUAAACAUCUCAGCCCAUCAAGGACAGGCGAGGACAGUGGACGCUCCUUUAAAGGAGAAACAGUACAUUCUUCUGCAUGGAGCUUUUUUGGCAGAGCACGACAGAAAGUUACCAAAGACUCCACUGCUGAUGGAAGCCCCGACAGUGAGACAUCUGCAGUGGGUGGCAGCAGCAUUUUGGCCGGAGACACAGGGGGUGCAGCACUGACCACAAAGGUCAGCUAUGGUGAGGGGCGCAGAACAAGUUCUGGUGAAGGCAGUGUGGAGGCAGGAGAAGGCCUGAGCCCAGGAGGAGGAGCGUUCACGCUGUUCAGAAGGGAAGCUUCCAAACAACCAUCAACAACACCGACGCAUCAAACAUUGGGGGGCAUGGGACAGUCCAGAUCCAGGAGGAGGGAGUUUGAGGCCUGGCUGUCCAAAGAGAAUGAACUCCUCUCAGGGAUCCUCAGCAUGAAGGGAGCAUCACUCAGCGCCAAACAACUCAAGAUCCGACAGGACACGCUUCAGGCUCUGAGGGCAGGACUGACCUGGGGUCAGGAGCAGUUCCAGCUGUUGCUCCAGGAGAGUCAGGGCAGUGAGGCUGGUUCUGGACCAGCAGAAGAUGUGGAUUUGGAGGAACUUCGCUACCGCUGGAUGCUCUACAAGUCCAAACUGAAGGAUGUGGGAGACGUCAGGGUCAGGGCCAGCGCCAAGAAACUCCAAGUCAAACAAGAGGAGCCGGCCAUCACAGCAAAGGCGCAAAAGAAGCCCGGCUUGUGUCAGCGUGUGUGUCGGUAUGCUCUUCCUCUGUGGCUCCUCCUCCUGGCUCUGCUGCUCCUGGCCUUCCUGCUGCCCCUCAUGGAUGAAGGCAACAGCUGCUCCCUCUCCAACAACUUCGCCCGGUCCUUCAACAUCAUGCUGCGAUACGACGGACCCCCACCCACAUAGGAAAACACCUUUGGAUAGAGUAAUGUUACAUCUCACUCUCUACUGCAGCUUCUGAUGUUAUAAUUGGCCUUGGCUUAUGUAGGAAUGUUGACCUCUGACCUCCGAUCACCAUGACUGUAACAAACCAAAAACAGGACCACAACCUUCAGUUUAAUCUAAAGGCUUUGCAACAAAUCUAAUACUCAUUUUAAAAAUGACUCAUCUAACUAAUAGCUUUGCUAACACCAGUGAAUCAGUGACACAAUUUUCCUCCUUUAAUAUCACCUCUACUAUGGACCACAAUCUGUGAAGGAACCACAACUGAGAAUAGCACGCACAUCUGCAUGCAACAAAUCCCACAAUUCUCUGAUGCUUCUACACAUUCGGAACCUCACAGUCCAUGAUUCUUUGCUGUUAAAAAUCAUGAUCUUUUAACUAUCAAACAACUAUCAUGAAGAAUAAAGUCCUGUAGGACUACAAGUCCAGCGCUCAUUAUAAAUAUUUCACAGUAUUAUAAGCAUUCUGUACAAGCUUAUACAUCCUAUAACCAAAGUCAUUUUUCUGCAAUCUAUCAGCAUCAUGAGAUUCUAACAUCUUAAAUAUGGUAGUCAGCUUUUAUCUAACGGAGAUGAAAUUAUGUUCAUCUGAACUUUAAAUAACUUUGCUCGUUUAUAAUCACCAAUAUAACCUGUUAGAGAUGCUUGGUAGAAGUCACUUUACAGCAGCCAGAUGUUACAAUCAUGGAAAAAAAACAA
This is a messenger RNA of Epinephelus fuscoguttatus (brown-marbled grouper), 4230 nucleotides long. It is a transcript of the gene syne3, whose product is annotated as spectrin repeat containing, nuclear envelope family member 3. Lineage: Eukaryota; Metazoa; Chordata; Actinopteri; Perciformes; Serranidae. The transcript has 18 exons. The coding region runs from base 128 to 3496 and encodes 1122 amino acids. The record is from RefSeq and is a predicted model, not a curated record. Gene Ontology annotation, biological process: nuclear migration. Gene Ontology annotation, molecular function: actin filament binding. Gene Ontology annotation, cellular component: nuclear outer membrane; meiotic nuclear membrane microtubule tethering complex; cytoplasm.